This is a messenger RNA of Cydia amplana, 2766 nucleotides long. RefSeq lists its product as uncharacterized. Bases 111 to 2762 code for a protein of 883 amino acids. Lineage: Eukaryota; Metazoa; Arthropoda; Insecta; Lepidoptera; Tortricidae. The record is from RefSeq and is a predicted model, not a curated record. The transcript has 16 exons.
GAAGAACACUUGUGACGUGAUGAAUUUACAUCGUUUUGGUACAUUGUAAAUGUAUAAAAACGAGCAAAUAAGCAGUCACAGCUUAAUUUGAAUGCAAGUAUCUUUAAAAUAUGGAACAUCCUAUAUUUCAAACCAAGAGGACCGCUCAACACGUGCCAAAAGUCAUAAAGGUUGUUAAUUUGAAGCGAUUCAUGCCAGAAGCACCACUAGAGGUAACACCUAAAUUAAAAAGAACUUGGCAUAAGCCAGUUUCACAUACAUCAUCAAAUAUUCAUGCAAGUAAGGACAAGGUUCAUGUCCAAAACAGUGUGGUUGAAAUAGACAAAGUUCCAGAAAAUCAGGGUGCAAUAGACAAUACAAGUGACAACCAAAAUUACUUAGACUUUAACGAAAAACAAGUGCUAAGCAACGGAAGCAAAAUCAAGUUUAGAAAUUGCUCGCAUACCCAUGAAGAAUUAUCCCGACUUCAUGAACAUACUGAUGACACAUUAGUGAAAGUUGGCGAUGUGUUUGAUUCUAGGGAAUCCUUUAAGCAGUAUUUAAAUGAUAAUGCCAAGAGAUGGCACUACUACUAUGUGUGCCGGAAUAGCAAGAAAAAGUAUAUUGAGUAUAACUGCAUUUGUAUGGCAUAUAACAUUAAGGAGAGAGAAGUGGUGAUAAGAAAACAGAAGAAACGAACAACCGCCUGCCCUUGCAAAGUACGGCUGGCGAUAAACCAAGCAAACAAAGUGAUUGUGUACUACGUGUGUAACCACCACGACCACCCCACGACCGCCAGCGAGUUCCACCACUACCCCCAUGCUAAAUACCUGCCUCAACAUGUUAAGGAGGAGUUUCUGGAUUUGACGUACCUCGGUUUGGACGUAGACCUGAUACAGAAGUACAUCCACUCCGUUGUCGGCCUUACCAUCAAGAAGAAGGACAUCUGGUCGUACGCUUAUAGGUUUAAAAGGAAAAUAUUCAAUAGAAAUAUAAGCGAAGAACGGCAGAAAUAUAUGGAAGGUUUAAUUGCAAAAAUUCGUCAAACGUACGAUCCGCCAUUAGAAACUAAGCAACGCGAAUUGCCAAACGAACAUGCCGAAGUCGUUCUUUCCAUCAAAGAAGUUGAUUUGAGACAGGAGAAGACACUUAAAAUUGGGAAAACAGCUAAUCCCAUGCUAGAGACGUUGACCGACGAUCUAACCCUAAACUAUAGCACAGACCUUCUCGGAGAUACCACAGACAACACAGAAUUUAUAGUACAGUACAUAAACGAAGAAGGCAUAUUAUGCGACGGAAACGGUACACCAGUCACCAACAGUUCUGCUAUUAUGCAAUUUAUUAACAACUACGCGUACGUACCUGUUCAAGACUUGCAGCAAACUGUGUUCAGUGAUAUCAGUCAUGAACAGGAACCUUUUGAUUAUGUACGAGAUGACAAUACGGUGAUUUGCGAAAGUGAACCGUGUGUGGAAGAGACGGGAGGUGCAGUUUUCAAUGACGUCACUAAAAUAUUGGACAGCAAUAUUAGUUUCGAGAGCUCAGAGCAAGAUGAGACUGUGAUAUGCGAUAGUUAUGAAAAGAGGUUGUCACCUACCCCCGAGACUCCGGCUGUGUACGCAGAAAUGGAUAAUUUUAAGAAGUAUUAUUACGUUGAUCAUCGGUAUAUUCCAUAUGAAGACAAAAAAAGAAAGGAAAAGAAUGUUCUUCAGCACAAAGCAGAUUCUCAUGGUGGCACCAAUCCGCCCGGCCUGUCCCGCGAGGAAUUCAUUAAAGCCCCCGACUUUGUCUACCACCCGACGCCAAUCCGCCACUGCUCCGGGCACGAGCACCUGACCCUCCUCACCGACGCUGACGCCAUCUUGCCCGGAGCCCGAUUCCUCGCGCACGACGUUUUCCUCGCGUACAUAAACGAACGGGCGAAUCGCUGGUUCUUCUAUUACUCGCUGAUGGAGAGUGGCAAGGCGCCGGAGCAUUAUGUGUAUAAAUGCGUGUACGGGAAGACUAGAGUGUCCAAGAACACUUACCGCGCCAAGGGGUUGCGAAAAAGAAACAAGCUGACCACGCAAUGCCCCUGCCAGAUCCGUCUUAGGCGGUUAGAAGCGGACCCGACGUACCUCACCGUGUUAUACUCGUGCAACCAUCACGACCACGAGUUGGACUCGACACAGUUCACCGCGCAGCCGCAUAGCCGUAGGCUCCCUUCUGUCAUCAAAGAGGAGGUGAAAGACCUGAUAACUCUCGGCGUGGGCGCGGACGUGCUCCGCAAAUACGUGUUCGCCGAAACCGGAGUACGGGUGUACGGGAAGUACUUUCACAAUGUGCGUAACGGGAUGAGGGCGCGCGGCGAGCAGAGACAUUAUAGCGAGGAGCGAAUCGAAGCGCUCACUAAGAAGAUCAGAGAUUUGGAAGCGCUAUAUGGAAAUGCAGCCAAAGAAAACCCGCAAGCACAACAGAGGAAACUGCCUAACAUACUAAGUCAAAAGAGAGAAUGCAUCACUCAGGCGGGCCAGGAUGAAACUGUAACGAAAACUCAAGAAUAUUGUGAGCUUUCGGACAGAGAUGAUUUUGCUGAGGAAGUCUACAUCAUGCAAGCUGAUACUCUACCUCGGCUACCUUUGGAAGACACAGCGAAGCAGAGCAGACUUGAGACGCGACUGCAGAGCCUGUCGUACCAGGACAUAGUCAACACCGUGAUGGAACUGCAGGACUCGGUGCGUUGUGAUGGUAUGCGGAGCGACGGGCAUGCUAUGGAUACGAGUGAUUUGGAUAAUAUUGGAUAGGGCC